AUGGGAAAGAUCAUAUUCUAUGAAGACAGAAACUUCCAAGGGCGUUCUCAUGAGUGCAGCAGCGACUGUGCCGACCUUCACACCUAUUUCAGCAGAUGUAACUCCAUCAGGGUGGAGAGUGGCUGCUUCAUGAUCUAUGAGAGGCCCAACUACAUGGGCAAUCAGUACUACCUGAGAAGAGGAGAGUACUCCGAUAACCAGCGUGCGAUUGGAAUGAAUGACUGUGUCAGAUCUUGCCGUAUGAUCCCACAGGUACAGCUUAGGGGUUCCUACAGGAUGAGGCUUUACGAACGCUUUGACAUGGCCGGCCAGAUGCAUGAGCUAGUGGAGGACUGUCCAAAUGUCCAGGAUUGCCUCAGCAUGUCUGAUUUCAACUCCUGUAAUGUGAUGGAUGGCCACUGGCUGCUGUAUGAUCAACCCAACUACAAGGGCAGAGUAUACUACCUGAGGCCUGGAGAGUACAGGAGAUACAGCGACUGGGGAGGCAUCAGCCCUAGAGUCAGUUCCAUUAGAAGAAUCAUUGACUUCUGAUUAACUGAAGCUCAAG
Scatophagus argus is the source of this 547-nucleotide messenger RNA. RefSeq names its product gamma-crystallin M2-like. The record is from RefSeq and is a predicted model, not a curated record. Gene Ontology annotation, molecular function: structural constituent of eye lens. The transcript is spliced from 3 exons. Gene Ontology annotation, biological process: lens development in camera-type eye; visual perception. The coding region runs from base 1 to 531 and encodes 176 amino acids. NCBI's taxonomy places the organism in Eukaryota, Metazoa, Chordata, Actinopteri, Scatophagidae.